GGCCCUUGUAGUCCCGGAGGGGCACUGCCGAGCCUGCUGCCAUGGCCCGGAGACGGCUGCGCGCCUUCCCGGCCCACGCCUUCCUGGCGCUGCUGCUGCCGCCAGCGGUGACACUGGGUGUCACAUGCCCCAUGCCCACAUCUGUUGAACAUGCAGCCAUCCGGGUCAAGAGUUACAACCUGAGCUCCAGGGAGCGGUAUACUUGUAACCCAGGUUUCAAGCGUAAAGCGGGGACAUCCAGCCUGACGGAGUGUGUGUUUAACAAAACCACAAACAUUGCCUACUGGACAACUCCCAAUCUCAAGUGCAUCAGAGACCCUUCCCUGACUCACCAAAGGCCAGUGCCACCCUCCACCGUAGUGACGGCAAGGGUGACCCCACAGCCAGAGAGCCCCUCCCCUUCUGGAAAAGGCCUGUUAGCAGGGAGCUGGAUCAGAAGUGGAGCAUCUGGGACUGCAACAGGCCCGGCCACAUUCUCUCCCGAGUCAGACACCACAGUGGCCACAGGGACAGCUAUUGUACCAGGCUCCCAGCUGAUGCCAUCCACGUCACCUUCCACAGGAACCACAGGGAUAGGCAGUCAUGAGUCCUCCCAAGCCCCAUCUCAGACAACAACAAAGACCUUGGAACCCACGCCCUCCAUCUUCCACGAGACAACAGGUGCUUAUCCCUACAGUUCCAGAGAUGUCACUGUGGCCAUCUCCACGUCUGUCUCGCUGCUGGGUGUAGUGUGUGUGGGGUUCCUCCUGGUGUGUUGCCUCAGACCAAGGCAGACUUCCCAGCCACCUGGUGUUGAAGUGGAAACCACAGAAGCAAUGCCAAUGACUGGGCGCACCGGUAGCCGAGAGGAAGACACAGAAAACUACCCACCUGACCUCUGAAACUCGUGGUGGGGUGUUCCAGCCCAACUAAGUCUGGAGCAAAGGAACCACCUCUGUUUACCUAAGGAGGAAGAGACUCAAGGAGUUGGGUGCCCAGAAAAAGCCGACCAGGAUAACCACACAUCCUGAUGUGAUCUAGCUGUGCCUGGCCUGGGCACACCCCCGUAGGAGCCAGGAGAUCACUGAGCAUUCAGGUGGAUGCCAUCCAGCCAGCCACCUGCUGCAACUCAGGUACAGGGGCCAGCUUCCCAAAGCCCAAGCAGGUAAAGCUCUCUCAGGAAAGGCUGAUGGCUUCAGGCCAGUGUUUGUAUUUCAUUAUGACAUUUAUUCAGGCUACUUUAUUGGCCUGUUUAGUCCAUGCGUCAUCCUGACUUGUAGUUUAGAGAGGACAGGAAUACAACCAAGGCUGUCCAUUCCACAAUGCUCCUUCUGACUUGAGAGAUGUCCACAGGGAAGGCAUCUGCAUUUGAGCUCCAGGAAAUUCUGACAAGGUGCUCUGCAUGAUUGGAAGCAGGCCAAGCAAGGCAGAAGACAUAUUGAGCCCACUGAAUCCUCUUGAUUUAAGGAUUCAGAAAGAAGAAAACUGAACUCAAUGACAUUUUACAUACACAUGCAUUUAUAUUUAUUCUUCUGUUAUAUCUGCAUAUUAUAUGAUUUGUAUUUUGAAAUUAUGUCUAUGUAAGCAAAAUAAAAGUAUAUUUUCAAAACAAAAAAGAAUCCAUG
Molecule: messenger RNA, 1604 nt
Organism: Lepus europaeus (European hare)
Lineage: Eukaryota; Metazoa; Chordata; Mammalia; Lagomorpha; Leporidae
Gene: IL15RA
Product: interleukin 15 receptor subunit alpha
Exons: 8
Coding region: 42-881 (279 amino acids)
Biological process (GO): interleukin-15-mediated signaling pathway
Cellular component (GO): plasma membrane
Molecular function (GO): interleukin-15 receptor activity
Source: RefSeq, a predicted model, not a curated record